Cladophialophora carrionii CBS 160.54 is the source of this 948-nucleotide messenger RNA. RefSeq lists its product as uncharacterized. The record is from RefSeq and is a predicted model, not a curated record. NCBI's taxonomy places the organism in Eukaryota, Fungi, Ascomycota, Eurotiomycetes, Chaetothyriales, Herpotrichiellaceae. The transcript has 2 exons. Bases 1 to 948 code for a protein of 315 amino acids. Gene Ontology annotation, molecular function: oxidoreductase activity.
AUGUCAGCAAACCACUUCCAGAACGUCACAGUCUUUGGUGCCGGCGGCACCAACAUCGGCCAUCACAUCGUCAAAGCCCUAUCCUCCAAACCCGACCUCUUCACCGUGACCAUCCUCGCGCGACGGUCCUCCAAGUCCACAUUCCCUGCCGGCGUCCAGGUGAAGUACAUCGACGACUCACUCCUACACGACGAGCUGGUCGCCGCCCUACAGGGCCAAGACGUGGUCAUCUCAGCCAUUGGCUUCGGCGCGAUCGCGCUCGAGAGGAAACUCAUCGACGCGGCCGCCGACGCGCACGUCAAGCGCUUCUUCCCCUCCGAGUACGGCGUCAACAACACGCACGCAGCCGCCCGCGCUCUGUGCCCGGUCUUUGAGUCCAAGGGUGCGAUCAUCGACUACCUGGCGGAAAAGCACCGCGUGGCUGCACCGCAUCUGACGUGGACGGCCGUGCCCACGGGCCUGUGGCUCGACUGGGCGCUCGAGCCGGCCAUUGCGUUCGCGGGCAUCGACAUCACGCACCACACCGCCGCGCUGUGGGCUGGGGGUGAGCACCGGUUAUCGUGGUCGACGCUGCCGUGGGCCGCCGAGGGGAUAUCGCGCAUGUUGCUCGCCCCGCCCGAGGUCACGGCCAACAAGGUCGUGCCGCUGCAUGGGUUCCUGGCGUCGCAGAAUGAGAUAGUUGCGCUAUUGGAGGAGAUGCAGGGCGUCAAGUAUGCAAUCUCCAGGCUGGACGAGGGGGCCGUCGUCGCUGCGGCGCGGCAGUCGUGGGAUCACAACAGGGACGUCAAGUCCGCGCUGGAUUUGGUCAAGGCGGGAUUCUUCCUCGAUGGGUAUGGUAGUGAUUUGGUCAGUGGGGGGAUCACAGCGCUUGGGAAUGAUGUUCUGGAUUUGUCGCCAUUGAGGUUGGAGGUCGUGGUCAAGGCAGUGGUGGAGAGGUGGGCGUCGUAG